Molecule: messenger RNA, 1852 nt
Organism: Myripristis murdjan (pinecone soldierfish)
Lineage: Eukaryota; Metazoa; Chordata; Actinopteri; Holocentriformes; Holocentridae
Product: nanos homolog 1-like
Exons: 1
Coding region: 108-788 (226 amino acids)
Molecular function (GO): zinc ion binding; RNA binding
Source: RefSeq, a predicted model, not a curated record
CCGAGCAAGAAGAGAGAGCAGAUCACCUCCACACCCAUGCUGAAAACCACAUUACUCAAAAUCUUCAUUCACCUCCGUGGACCCUAAAACUCCCCAAGUCUGACAGGAUGGAUUUUUUAGACCAUGGCUACUUGGACGCGCGGUCGCCGUACGAUUACACCUUCAAUUUUUGGAACGAUUACCUCGGCCUGUCGACACUUGUCGCUAAGAAUAAGAUCAACAACGCGUCCCUAAGCCCCAACUCUAUCACCGAGUCUCUUAAAGCGACCCUGGGUUUGGACGAUGCACCAGUUUGCUCCUGCGUAAUUGGGCACGGCGGAGACAGCGAUGGACACUUGGACUGCUGCUGCGCGCCGCCGAGCUCCCCGCCGAUCUCCAUCUACGAUCUCAAGGAGCGCAUCUCGCUUCUCAGGCCGUACGAGCAUCUCUCUGGAGACUCGCCGCUGGCGGACAGAGAUUCACCUGCCUACAGGGGAGGCUUCGGCGGCCUCGAUCUGCUCUCCAUGGACAGAAGGCGCAAACAGACUCAGAGAAGCAAGCCCGAGCCGAAGGUCUGCGUCUUCUGUCGGAAUAACGGGGCACCGGAGGAGGUUUUCGGCUCCCACAUCCUGAAGACGGCGGAUGGCAGAGUCCUGUGCCCCAUCCUCCGGGCAUAUACCUGCCCGCUCUGCAGCGCCAACGGAGACAAUGCGCACACCAUCAAGUACUGCCCGCUUUCUAAAGACCAGCCGAGCCAGAGAGUGGCGAAGGGAGGCAGAGCGAUUGGCAAGAGGCUGAAAAUAUUCUAAGCAAAGAAAUUAACGAAUGAAGUUUUAGCUGAUCUGAGAUUGCACUGUCUUCAAUUACUAUUGUGUAUGGCAGUCAUUUUGCCCCCGAUUCAUGCACAGGACAAGUCUGGAAAGCGUCUUAAAGAUUUUAAGAAAAUGAGAUUUUUUUUUUUAAAGGUGUCACUGUUUCAUUUGUAUUGAUUUUCAUGGGCACAUAGUUUACACCUGGACGCAUUGUGCGCAAUAGGUUUUCCCUUUAGCAUCGCUCUGAGGACUUGGUGAUCAAAAUGUUGCUCCACACCUUGACAAAUGAACCAAAGUACUGUACAGAUCGACAUGUGAAUGACUACUUUCAUACUGUAAUCGCAAGUUGUUGCGUUAAAGCGCAGUGCCAGUGAGAACAGCCCAGGUUGUGCAUGUCAGCGGGCUGGUUCGGUUUGUAAGAUGCCAACAUAUAUGAUUAUGCAGCGUUCCUGAUAUGAAAUGAAUGUUAGUCCCAUAGUUCAUUGACUUAUGGAUGUGAGUUUGACAGGCCAUGCAAAAUGCAAGAUAUACUUCUUUAUAUCGAGCACAUUUUCUCUGAGAUAAAUGUUUUCUACCAAAGGAGUACAUUUUUGUAAAGAAACUUAGCCUAAAGGUAAUUUCUGUAUUGUUUCUAUGUUUGAUGUCUUUUAUGCUUUAUGUGCUUUCUUCUGGAUAGUAUUUUACAGAAUUUUACAAGAUUUCACCUGAAUGUAAAAGAAAAGAUGGCGUGAGAUGCAGCUGACCCACACUGUUGCUGAAGUGGGUCUACUUGCAGAGGAUGAGCUGAUCUCCACUGUUUGUAUUCACUGUCAUGGAUUCACUAACACAGUUGCCUACAGCCUGACUCAGUUGAUUUUCAGCACCCAUAUUUCAAGUGGAAAUGUGUAUAUUUGCAAUUCCUGUAAAUGUAAUAAAGGAGUGAAUAAUUUUAGCUAAGAAAAGCCUGACAUUCCAAAGUCUUUAUCUGUCAAUAGAAAUGUUUUAUGUACUUAUUUUUACCUUAUGUAUCACUGGGAAAUAUAUUCACUGUAUAUGGCCUCUGAAUAAACAUGUUAUUUGCA